CUUUAAUUCCGCGCUCAUAUUUAGUUCUCCGCCUCCCACCUCAUCGUGCUGUUUCCACUCUUGUCAGCCUUCUUGCUUCGCUGUCUUGCUGCCUUUUCUCUACAUUUGAGGCUCGCACUUCGAAUAGAAGACUCAUCGCAGCUGAAUACCAAGAGUGGUUGCUGAAUGUGAUUGCUACUCAUUUUGACAUUACCUCUCCGUGGCUACUCCACUGGUUAUUGUCUGCUGCCCGCCUCUCCGUUCUAGCUAAUCUGUUCUCAAAAUGGCCGACCCUAUGCGGCAUGACAAUUCGUCUGGUGAGUAUGAAAAGAGCACCAAAAACCAGACGGAACACGCCGAUUAUGUCGACCGUCCAAAUUAUCCAGAGCAUCGUCCUUCCCAGGUGAACAUUUCCGAUUCCCGUCGAGCAUCCGUCACUGCUGCAGAACGUGCUCGUCGCAACUUGAAUGCCAAACUCGCCAAUCCCCUGGCAGGCUACAGCCAUGCUGAACUGGAGCAACUGGGCGAAGAAUACGCCCUUAAAAACCAAGUGGGCGAAAUGGAAGAUGUGCGAGCUUUUCGUCUCGGAGCUGUCUUGGCUCAGGAUCCUGCCCGUUUCGACACGGUUAAAGGCCUAGAAGAGGGCGAACUCGCAAUUCUGCGCAAGGAAUUUACGCACCGAUGGUCACAGCCAAGGCUGCUCUAUUUGGUCAUCAUUCUUUGCUCCACCUGUGCCGCUGUGCAGGGAAUGGAUGAAACCGUCGUCAACGGCGCCCAAAUCUUUUACACGAGACAGUUUGGCAUCAGUGGAAACAGUUCGCGAUCGUCAUGGCUCACGGGUCUUGUCAACUCGGCGCCGUAUCUCUGCUGCGCUUUUAUUGGUUGCUGGCUCACUGUACCGUACAAUCACUGGUUUGGCCGUCGCGGAACCAUCUUUAUUACUUGUACCUUCUCCGCCCUGGCCUGUUUCUGGCAAGGCUUUACCAACACCUGGUGGCACAUGUUCAUCGCUCGUUUCUCUCUCGGCUUAGGUAUCGGCCCCAAGUCCGCCACGGUGCCCAUCUAUGCUGCCGAGUGUACUCCGCCCGCUAUUCGUGGUGCCCUGGUCAUGCAAUGGCAAAUGUGGACCGCCUUUGGAAUCAUGUUUGGUUAUGUCGCGGAUCUUGUCUUUUUCCACGUGCCAGAUAAGCCCAAUAUCACUGGUCUGCGUUGGCGUUUAAUGAUGGCUUCAGCCAUGCUCCCGGCUGUGAUUGUGCUCUUGUUUGUGUUUUUGUGCCCGGAAUCUCCACGUUGGUACAUGAGCAGGGGUCGUCACGGAAAAGCGUAUUCGUCCAUGUGCCGGCUGCGGUAUAACAAGAUUCAGGCUGCCCGCGACGUGUUCUAUAUGCACACUUUGCUCGAAGCCGAAUCCGGUAUGAAAUUGGGCCAAAGCAAGAUUAUGGAAAUGAUUACUGUGCCGCGAAACCGCCGGGCCAUGGUGGGUUCUGAGAUUGUCAUGUUUAUGCAGCAGUUCUGUGGUGUCAAUGUCAUCGCGUACUAUUCUUCGCAGAUCUUCUUGGACUCUGGUCUAUCCGAGAUCUCUGCUUUAUCGGCGUCUCUUGGGUUUGGUAUUAUUAAUUGGCUCUUUGCGAUUCCCGCCGUUUAUACCAUUGACACCUUUGGCCGUCGCAAUCUGCUGCUCACGACCUUCCCGCUCAUGGGUCUGUUCUUGCUGUUCACCGGUUUCAGUUUCUGGAUUCCGCUGGCCACCAAACGAACCGCGCAUGUCGCCUGUAUCGCCUUGGGAAUCUACCUGUUUGGCAUCGUCUACUCGCCAGGUGAAGGUCCUGUCCCAUUUACCUACUCCGCCGAAGCAUAUCCACUAUACGUGCGUUCGUACGGAAUGAGUUUAGCAACCGCAACCACAUGGUUCUUCAAUUUCGUUCUUUCCAUCACGUGGCCCUCGCUUCUCCGAGCAUUCAAGCCCCAAGGUGCCUUUGGAUGGUACGCCGCAUGGAACGGCAUUGGAUUCUUCCUUGUCCUCCUCUUCUUGCCUGAGACAAAGAACAAGACGCUUGAAGAACUCGAUCAGGUCUUUUCAGUCCCCACCCACGUCCAUGCAGCCUAUGGUCUACGCCAAAUUCCGUACUUCUUCCGACGCUACAUUCUUCGCCAGCAUGUCGAGCCCGAAAUCCUGUACCAGCGCGAGGAAAUCGAUUACUCGGACCAAAGCUAUAGUCAGGAGACGGAACACGAGGCGGACAAGAGAGUAUGAGCCUCCAAAGUGGGUUGAACAUCUGUUGGACUUUCCUAUACAACGCCCACACUUCUUCAAAAUAGGUCACUUGUUCCCAGAAGAAGGGCGCCAGUGACAUUUUUAUAUUUCUCUUGUAAUAACAGGAGGGUGAUUCAUUUAUAUUGUUAAACUUGUCGGCUUGAAAAAACCGGGUUAGACAAGAAAGUACUCGACAGAGGACGUCUUUUAAAUACACGCGGUCAAUGUGCACGCUAAUUUUUUGGUUGUUUUGGUUUCGGUUUCGUUAUUACUUGGUCUGGUUGUUUCGGUUUCCUUACCGCGGUUAAUCUUGGUUAGGCCUU
Xylona heveae TC161 is the source of this 2556-nucleotide messenger RNA. RefSeq names its product MFS sugar transporter. Gene Ontology annotation, cellular component: membrane. Gene Ontology annotation, biological process: transmembrane transport. The record is from RefSeq and is a predicted model, not a curated record. The transcript has 4 exons. Gene Ontology annotation, molecular function: myo-inositol:proton symporter activity. Lineage: Eukaryota; Fungi; Ascomycota; Xylonomycetes; Xylonales; Xylonaceae. Bases 263 to 2233 code for a protein of 656 amino acids.